Colletotrichum tamarilloi is the source of this 465-nucleotide messenger RNA. RefSeq lists its product as uncharacterized. The transcript has a single exon. The record is from RefSeq and is a predicted model, not a curated record. Lineage: Eukaryota; Fungi; Ascomycota; Sordariomycetes; Glomerellales; Glomerellaceae. The coding region runs from base 1 to 465 and encodes 154 amino acids.
AUGUCUACCGCAAAGCCGCAGCCGCAGCCGCAGCCAUUUCAGCCAUUCCAGACCGCCCCUCAAGUCUUGGACUCCAUCAAAACAUCGCAGUCAAAAUUCGAAACACUGAUGCGCUCCUUCACAGGAGGCGAGAGCACUGCCGUCCGCAACUCCUCCGGCGCACAGGCACCUAGCGCCGCGGAAGGCCUUCGGCGCGCAGAAACCCCGGGCAGAGUGAACGCCGAGACCGCAGAGCUCAGACGCAGGCACGACAGACUGGAGCUCGACUUCUUGCUCUUUCAGAAGCGGAUGGAAAAUCGCCAGUGUCGGCCUGCUAUCGCCAGAGAAUGGUGGAAGAGGGAGAGCGCGGCGAGGAUCAACCUCGCCAACGAACUCGGCCAGCUGAGGGAAGAGCACGAACGUAUCAAGACCGAGCUUGAGGAGGCCAGAGCCGUGAUCAAGAAGUUGGAAGAGCAGGUACUUUGA